AAGAACUUGUUUCUAAAACAAAUGUUGGGUAUAGCGAAAGGCGCCGUUGUAAUUAAUUAUGGCAUUAUUCGACAGGCUUGCGAUCUGGAUGGGCAUCAGAAAGAAGGAAAUUAAUGUCCUUUGCAUCGGUCUUGAUAACAGUGGAAAAACAACGAUAAUCAACAAACUGAAACCCGCCGCGGUAAAGAGAUCUUGGAUCAUUAAAUGAAUCACAAGUUACGUCAAUUGAUCGAUCGAAGGACUUCCCUAAUUGUUUCUCUUAUUUCAGUCUCAGGCGCAAGACAUUGUUCCAACUGUAGGAUUUACAGUGGAAAAGUUUAUGUCACAAAGGUUAGUCUAUAAAAUUCGCUUUUCUUAACUACAAUUAGAAGCCUUAAUUUAGUAAGUGCGAGGUUUGCACGCCUUAGGAUACUGCCACCGGUACCGGACGACAGGCAAAAUCAAUUUCUUAACACAACUUUAAUUUAUACGUGUCUGCUUCCUUAAUUAUAGCUGGAAUUUUCGCACCCCGUUCAAUCAUAUCGUGUUAUCGGUCGAGGCUUAAAAUACUGAACUCAAGUAAAUUCUAUUUGUGGAGCAAGUUCAUCUGAUACUGCACGCUAGAAUUACAGUAACAUUAAAUAACAGUAUGAAAUAUACAAGGUUUUCCUGUGUGGAACAUAGUCAAAUCUUUUUUUUUGACAACUUUUUUCCAGGAACUUGCUGAUUUCACACAUUUGAAUACCUCUGUAUACCUUUUUAAUGCCUGUGGUAGUCAACGAAAAAAAUCUGACGAGCUACUUUCAUUUUUCUGAGAAACCAGUGUUUUCUUAUUUUACUUUGUUGGUUAGUGACACAGAUUAAUUCUCUCCGUGUAUCAAAAUCUAAAAUCAUUCAUACAUUGUAAAUUGCUUUUGUUUUGUUCGGUUGUGCCUGUUUUGCAGCCUCACCUUUACAGUUUUUGAUAUGUCUGGUCAAGGAAGAUACAGGACUCUAUGGGAACACUAUUACAAGUAUGUGUAUGAUAGCCAAUUUUUUUUUCUUGAUAGUAAGUUUUGUCUGCUUAUAACCAUGUAAAAAAUGGCCUGAUUUAAAUAUUUUUAAAUUCAGAAAUAUAUAAGAGACCCUAGUAUAGGUUAGAAUACAUAUAAUAUUACCAUGAUUUACAUCAAUUGGUAAAGAAAAUAAAAGACCCAAAGGCUUGUAAGCUUCACACAGAAGUGAUUAACAUGUAACUUCUCCAUAAAGUAUCCAUAUAAUAUCCAGCAGAGAGGUAGUGAGAAUACUCAAACUUAUCAGGUACAAGGUAUUAUAUUGAUUGAACACCCAGUUUUCAUAACCAAUUUACGAGGAAAUGUGUAGCUGCUAGAGGGGAGAAUUAACGAUCAGAUAUUAUGAGUUAAAGGGUUAAGUUUGUUUGUUUCAUUCCUCAAAGUGUGCAAGUGUUGUCCUAACUUGUUUACAUAUCAUGAAUUUGAAAUUUGGAAGUGAGCCAUUUUACAUCUCAUAUAGUGAGAGCUGAAAAGAAAGGGAGAUGAGAUCUUACUUAUAUCCCUUAUUUUUCUUCCUAACUUCAGCAUUAUAUUUUGUUAAAUUUCAGAACUGCACAAGCAGUAAUAUUUGUGCUGGACAGCAGUGAUCAGCUAAGAAUUGUGGUAGCCAAAGAGGAGUUAAAUAUUUUAUUACAACACCCAGGUGAGACUGAUACUGAACAUUUAUUAAACAUCUGCUAAAAUAUGCAUGUAAUGGAAUAUAAUUAUAUUUCUCAAAUUAAAGUUUAGUAUAAGAUUAGGUGGUCGAAUGAGCAUCCUUAAUGAAUCUUUAAUGUUUAUACAUUCGCAAAAAUUUGCCCAGAUAGAAUCUUCAAUUUUCAAAUAAAACUAAUUGUAGCAAUCUAUUCUAAAAUAUAACUUAUGGUUGAAUUAUUAUGAUUGUGUAACAAAAUAUUCAAGUAAUAUAGUUGUUUAUUUCCAGAAAUUGCUUCAAGAAGAGUACCUAUUUUAUUUUUUGCCAAUAAAAUGGAUUGUAAUGGUCUCUCACCAGUGCAGGUAUGAUGCUAAAUAAUUUUAGUAGAGAUGUUUUAUGAAUGUACAUGACAGGUAACACUGAAAUAAUUUGCAGUCUUUUUAACUUAAUCCUUUGACCCCUUGGAGUGACUAAUAUCUAAUUUCUCCUUUUGAUAUCAUCCCUGAAUCACACACUAAGGUCAUGAGAAUAAAGGAGAUGAUCACCAACUAAAUAAGCUCUUGACUGUUAAACAAAUUCUCCUUGUCAGCAUCUUAAGAAAUGUAGAGAGAACAGUAUGGAGAUUAUGCAUACUGAUGUUGGGGUGUUAAGGGUUGAGUGACUGCAGUUUGCAUAAAGAACACAAUCUGUGCCCUUAACAACCCUCCAUCUGGAUAUGUGCUAAAUUUAUAACCAGGAACAUACAGAAGGAAUCAUACCACUGGAUGCAAAUUAUCAGGGACUGUAAUGUAGUUAUACUUAGAUUCCAAUUGCUGCUUAACUCCAUCUUGUUGGGCAGUUAUUGAUACAAUACCAUGAGAAGAUAACUGAAUGUAUUAACAAGUCACUGAUCAUCAAGAAUAAGUUGUUCUGCGACAGUUGUAAUUAAGUAAAGCUAUCAGAGAUAUCAUUAUUUCUAGUAGAAUUCACCCAGUAACCUACACUGUCAUGUAAUGACAGGUAAGCAUAUAAGUAAGAUUGUUUAUAUCUUUCUUUCUGCGAAAUUAAGAGUGAAUUGAAUGUUAAAUUUACUUUUCAGUGUUCACAAGCAAUGGGCCUAGAUUCUAUAAGGAAUAAGCCCUGGCAUAUAUGGUGAGCUGCUAAUUUAACUGAUUUCUUAAGGAGCUGUUUUUCUUUUUCCCACGGGCUAAUUUUAAUUGGCAAGGUGCUUUUUGAGAGGGAGGGGAGGUGGGGCUUAAAAUUUAUCAAUUACAUGUUGUCAGUAGUUUUUAAUGAAUUUCGGACCAGAAUGCUCUCAAGUUUUAAAUUUUGCUUGAUCUGUAAUUCUCUGUGAGAAGAUUCAUUGUAAAUUUAUCAUUUGAAACAAAGGAAAAAACAAUAAUCAAGCUAUUGAUUUAAUCAUACAAACUUAAGAUGGCUGCAGUACAAUUUAUGUGUCAUUGGUUUCUUCAUUGAUUUGUCAAUGGUAUUUUUUGGUUGAAUUCAUAGUGCAAGUAAUGCUCUCACUGGAGAAGGACUCUCUGAUGGAGUUGAGUGGCUUGAAGGUAACUACAACACU
This is a messenger RNA of Pocillopora meandrina, 3223 nucleotides long. Lineage: Eukaryota; Metazoa; Cnidaria; Anthozoa; Scleractinia; Pocilloporidae. The record is from the annotation of a GenBank genome assembly.